Molecule: messenger RNA, 1125 nt
Organism: Metarhizium brunneum ARSEF 3297
Lineage: Eukaryota; Fungi; Ascomycota; Sordariomycetes; Hypocreales; Clavicipitaceae
Biological process (GO): post-translational protein targeting to endoplasmic reticulum membrane
Cellular component (GO): TRC complex; membrane
Molecular function (GO): protein binding; molecular adaptor activity
Source: RefSeq, a predicted model, not a curated record
AUGGCUAACAGGGCGGGGUGUGUGGUGCAGGCUUCUCAGCAUACCUCCAAGCAGCGCCUUGCGCUCGCCAUCUGCGACUUCCUGAGCACUUCGACCACGGACGGCACCCUCACCGCCGACGACAAGGACGAGGUCGAGGUCGCGGUAAACUGCAUCGCCGAGUCGUUCAAGGUUGACCCCGCCGACAAGGACGCCGUCCGCGCCGCCGUCGGCUCCCAGAGCUUGCUGUCCAUCUACUCCGUCUACGAGAAGCUGAAGGCUUCCACUGGUGCACCCGGGCCUGCGCCUGCGGCCGGCGGUCCUGCGGGCGCUUCUGCCGCCGCCGCCGAGCCCGCCGAGGAGCAGAAGAAGGAGGCCGAGGGCCUCAAGAGCAAGGGCAAUGCCGCCAUGGCCCAGAAGGACUACCCCACGGCCAUCGAUUUAUACACCCAGGCCUUGAAGCUGUACCCUGCCAAUGCCGUUUUCUUGUCCAACCGUGCUGCUGCGCACUCUGCCGCCAAGGACCAUGCCUCUGCUCGCAUCGACGCCGAGGCCGCUGUUGCUGUUGACCCUACCUACACCAAGGCCUGGUCUCGUCUCGGUCUCGCUCGCUUUGCCCUUGGAGAUGCCAAGGGCGCUAUGGAGGCCUACAACAAGGGUAUUGAGUAUGAGGGCAAUGGCGGCUCCGAGGCCAUGAAGAAGGGCUACGAGACUGCCAAGCGUCGCGUGGAAGAGAUGCAAGCUGAGGAAGUCAGCCUUCCACGGUCGUCACCCGGGGCCGGGGCCGGGGCCGGGGCCGGAGGCAUGCCCGACUUGAGCAAUCUCGCAUCAAUGUUCGGUGGCGGCGCCGGUGGUGCUGGUGGUGCCGGCGGCAUGCCUGAUCUGGGUUCCAUUAUGAGCAAUCCCAUGUUCGCUAGCAUGGCUCAAAACCUCAUGAGCAAUCCAGACCUCAUGAGUAACCUCAUGAGCAACCCUCGCCUGCGUGAGAUGGCUAAUCAGUUUAGCAGCGGCGGUGGCAUGCCCGACCUGAACAGCCUCAUGUCUGACCCAAACAUUGCUGACAUGGCUCGAAACAUGAUGGGCGGUGGCGGUGCGCCAGGAGGUGCGCCAGGCGGUAACCCAGGUCAGGGCGGUGCUGGACAGUAA